Nakaseomyces glabratus is the source of this 1209-nucleotide messenger RNA. RefSeq names its product Dxo1p (gene DXO1). The record is from RefSeq and is a predicted model, not a curated record. Gene Ontology annotation, molecular function: mRNA 5'-diphosphatase activity. Gene Ontology annotation, biological process: NAD-cap decapping; nuclear-transcribed mRNA catabolic process. Lineage: Eukaryota; Fungi; Ascomycota; Saccharomycetes; Saccharomycetales; Saccharomycetaceae. Gene Ontology annotation, cellular component: cytosol; nucleus.
AUGGAGGAAGUCGUGAAUCAAUUGGAAGCUUUAAGUCUCUCAAAUGACAAGAGGAGGGUUAAAGGGCAACGGAAAGGGAAGAAGAAGAAGCAUGGAAACUCUAGAGCGAGAGAUGACCAUACUGUAGUCAUAAGAGGUAAUAAACAGCGUUUGAAGACGUCGCAUCAUAAGAAUAUGCCUCAAUUUUAUGAUUCUGCUAAAACUUUAGGAAUAUUCCAUGAUCACAAACUUUACGAAAUGAAUAGAAUGGAUUUGUUUCCACAAUUAAAAGAUCCCAUAGCUCAUAUAGCAAAGUCAACACCUGCAGAGAAAACUCAGUUAGUUAGGCCAUUUCUGGGUAUAUCACUGUAUGAAAAUCAUGAUAAAUACUCUCCAAUGACAGCUAAGGAGCUGGAUACUACUGAGGCAUGUUCCACAUAUUUAGAUCAAUAUGAAAAUAGUCACGGCCAAAAAUAUGGAGAAGACCGAGAUUUUGUUAUAGUUACAGCAAGACAUCAUAUGAUUGAUUUGGCAAUUCUCCCUUUUUCAAGGCAGUUUACAAAUGUAAAUUUGCUGUGUGCAUACACACCUGGUAAUUUGCUGGAAAUAUCUCAGGAUCCUGCUGAUAACACAAAUGAUAAAGUGGGCGUUAACACAGAUAACCCAAUCCUGAAGAAGAUCUGCUUUUCUGGCUUUGCACUAGAAGAUAUAUUAACUGAAUCUGCUAACGAUGAGGAAAGGAAUCCUACGUUUCUGAUAGUCGAAAAUGAAAUAGCAAAUACUAGGUUGUUAAUGAGGUGUGAAAUUGAUGCGUACAACCCAAUUACUUCACACUAUACCGAACUUAAGUGCUACGCCAAAUACAACUUUGGGAACCCAAAUCAUAGGAGGAAAUUGUUAAAAUCAUGGAUUCAAACUGGAGUAAUACCUACAACUGACAUAGUAAUUGGUGUUAGAGAUACCGAAAGUGGGUGUUUGCAGGAUGUUCGAUGCUACAAUAGAAAUCUGUUAUACAACAAAUUAAUCAGUAAAAGUCUACCCAGGUGUGACAGCGAACUGAAUUACGAUCCUGCCAUUUCUGUGGUAUGGUAUAGAAGUUUAAUUAAUACAUUAACAACAACUAUAGCAUCCUUGCUAGAUAAAUUUGGUAGAGAUGAGCCUCAAUUAUUCAGUAUCAAAGUAGACAAUAACUGUAAUAUUAGGAUAGAACAUAGACAAAACCCAAAUUAG